Molecule: messenger RNA, 2057 nt
Organism: Eufriesea mexicana
Lineage: Eukaryota; Metazoa; Arthropoda; Insecta; Hymenoptera; Apidae
Product: Lysyl oxidase-like 2
Exons: 8
Coding region: 303-1829 (508 amino acids)
Biological process (GO): peptidyl-lysine oxidation
Cellular component (GO): membrane
Molecular function (GO): protein-lysine 6-oxidase activity; copper ion binding
Source: RefSeq, a predicted model, not a curated record
CGCAUCAGUAGCCUGUGGUACGGUAAACGAAAUACACGUGCGGUGAUUUUAGUCCCGAACGACGUUAUUCCGCGAGAAAGUUCCAGCUCUGAGCUGAUCCCCGUGGUCGCGGUAGAAACAUAGUGCCAUUUUUCUUUGCAAGAGGAAAAUUAGGGGAACGAUUGUCGAUCGUUGUUAGAGGAGAAUAUCGAAUCGCGAGGAAGGGAUUGGGAGAAUGAAAGGUGACUGAGAGAAUCGCGUAUAGGGAUUUUAGGGAUUCCGUUCGAGCAUGGUCAACGCGAGUUGCUAUUGGUAGAUGAGGAAUGAGAUCCAGGAUGAAUUGGAAGGUUCUAGUGGUGGGUUUUCUGAUGACGUUGACGCUGGUGGACGUCUGUGCAGCGUAUAAUAGCACCUGGGACAAAGUUCGCGAGAAGAAGGCACGGAUAGUGAAGAAACUGAAGAAGGACUUCCGGAAGUUGAAGAAGCAGGAGGGAGCGGUGAAGCUGGUGGGUGGCGAAAAUGGCGGGCACGAAGGAAACGUGGAAAUACUUCACGACGGGAAAUGGGGCAGCGUGUGCGACGACGAAUGGGAUUACUUGGAGGCCAAUGUGGUUUGCAGGCAAUUAGGCUUCGACGGUGCAAUUAAACCGACGGCGAACGGUCACUUCGGUCAGGCCAGAAGAAGAUACUGGAUGGACAACGUGUAUUGCGACGGCAGCGAGGAGGAGCUCUCGAAAUGUCGGUUCGACGGAUGGGGUGUUUCCGACUGCGAGGGCAGCGAGGCCGCCGGUGUAAUUUGCGCUCGUGACCAGCAGGAGGAGGACGACGGGUCGACGAGGUGGUCGAAGCCGAAAAGGAAGCCGGAGAAACGGAGAAUCAAGGAUGUCCAUCAGCAGGGAGUGGCGAUAAGGCUGGCCGGGGGCCGUGUCCACAGCGAAGGCAGAGUCGAGGUCAAGCUAGGGAAUUCAGAUUGGGGUGUUGUCUGCGGUGAUGGUUGGUCCCUGUUCGAGGCCUCGGUGGUUUGCAGGCAAUUGGGCCUCGGUUACGCCUCCGACGCCGUUCAGACGAACUUUUUCGGAGGCGAGAGGAUACCUAUGGCCAUCAGCGGCGCACAGUGUCACGGGGAUGAGAGCGGCCUGAUCGACUGUCUGCACGACAAGCCCCUAGAUUGUCCAGGCCCAGUAGAGAACGUGGCCAGCGUGGUGUGCCUUCGAGAUAUGCCAGACCUGGUAUUCGACCACAUAGAGCUUAUGCGAACUGCGCAUCUCGAGGACAGGCAAUUAUACUGGCUGCAGUGCGCUAUGGAAGAGAACUGUGUCGCUUCAGAGGCUUAUAAGAUCCAAAAGGAGUCGGAUAACUGGCACCUGGAGACCAGGAGGCUUCUGCGAUUCACUGCGAGGAUUUUGAAUGCUGGGACCGCGGACUUCCGGCCGUCAGUGCCGAAACACCUCUGGGAAUGGCACAUGUGCCACAUGCAUUACCACUCGAUGGAGGUGUUCGCCACGUUCGACGUGUUGGACCUGAACGGGACACGGCUGGCGGAGGGGCACAAAGCAUCCUUUUGCCUGGAGGACAAUCAAUGCAUGCCGGGAGUGGAGGCGAGGUACAAAUGCGCCAAUUAUGGUGACCAGGGCAUUUCCGUGAACUGCAGCGACAUAUACAAGCAUAACAUCGAUUGCCAGUGGGUGGACAUAUCGGAGCUUCCAAGUGGCGAGUAUAUUUUCAAGGUCGCGGUGAAUCCGGAGUUCAAAGUGGGCGAGAUGUCGUUCGACAAUAACGCGGCAAUUUGUCGUCUGCUCUACACGAAAUCGUUCGCCACAGUGCACAGUUGCGUCAUGGGUCGGCCUUGACACGCCACACGUUACGAUAAUCAGCAGCAAAAGGACAAACAGCGGUGAUUGAAGUUAUCGCGGCAGUUAAUUAAGAUACAAUAAAGAGAAUCUCCCUCGUAAUCGUUGUCCUUAAUUGCAUCGAUCGCCUGAUUAGCUUUGUUACGUACAGCUUCGAUGGAAAUGCGCCUGAAAAUGCACCGAGGGCCCCUGAUGGAGUCGUCUGGUUCUACGACAAUGACCGGUCCG